AUGGCUUCUCAAAGCAGACAUGCUCCAGCCCUGGUGUCUCCGGCUGAUACCAGCAAUGCAUUACUUAACUUGUACUUCGCCUCGGAAGCUAAGAAUCUUCCAAUUCCUCGAUUCAAUCCUUCGCAAAUGAAUGUCACUCGUUGGCUCCAAAAGUACAAGGAUGCUACUGACGAUAUUGCCAUGAACAAUGCUGCCAAGAGUCGUUACCUUUCUUACUACUUACCUCGGCAGAUUUCCGAUUGGCUCUACUAUUCUUCAACAUCCCACGACUUCGAUAGUCUUUGUGCCUUGCUCAUCGAUACGUAUGGUGUUGAUCCUGCUGCUGAUGCCAAUCGCCUACAUAAAGAGCUCCAAUGUCUUAAGCAAGAUACAAUGCCGAUUCGCCUCUUUCGCGUCAAGUUUGAAACAAGCGUCCAUUCUUUUCCAGAGGAAUUGGUGUCACCAUUGCUGUAUGGGUUGACCGAUUGGACUCAAGUCUAUGAACGUGCCGUUUUUCAUGAGGAUCGUCUUUCUCGUCGUCAACAACAACCAGCUCCUACCUUACAGCAAACGCCUCUCCAGAAUGAUACGGCUACUCCAGCCUUCAAUGACCCGAUGGAGAUCGACUCCCUGGAUUAUACACGUCGCAGGCAACAAAGGCGUCCUCGCAACAACAAUGGUGGUAGACAACGCAACUCGCACCGUUCCUCUGAUCGUCAACAAUCGUUUCAGUCGUCGCGUUCCAAGAAUGUUGAUCCUAUGCGACGUUGGGCUGCUCAUGGUGUACCGAUUUGUGGGCAUUGUAACCAAACGGGUCACCUCACCAAAAAGUGUUAUAAGAAGCAACAAGUGAAUGCGCUUUCGCAAUCGUCUUCAACGUCACCAGUUGUUUCUUCCGCUGACAAGUCAUCCAAUCAGCCUCAAGCUCCUUCACAUAUUAUUUGUGCCCUUACCAAGUUCUCGGUGCCAGGGGUUUCCUAUUCUGGUCCUCGCGUAUCAUGCAUGAUUCAAAAGCAUGGUAUUCAAGCACUCGUUGAUACUGGUGCCAGCAUUUCAGCCAUGUCCGCCGAACUUGCUUCCUCUCUUCAGCUCACGCCUACAGGCAAUCCCAUCUCAUUUACGACUGCUGAUGGUAAAGCAACUUCGUCGUUGGGCAUUGUUACUACUCGUGCUCUUAUUGCCAGUAUCCCAAUCAACAUCACCUUCCAUGUCAUCAAGGAGCUCUCGCAUGAACUUAUCCUUGGCUAUCCAACGUUGCGUUCACUCAAUGCCGUUAUCAAUACUGGAUCUGACAGCAUCUCUUUUGUUCCUCCUCACAAUGAUCGUAUUGUUUCACGUCCUGUCUCUAUUCGUGCAAUCAAUAAAUUGCAGCUUCCUGCAUACUCGCAUGCCUACAUUGAUGUCUCUGGUCCUUGCAAUACUACAGCUUUUCUUUCGACUCCGGCAAAUCAAGUCGCUCAACACCUUUGUGCUAUCGCCACUAGUUUUGUUCAAUUUUCUUCUUCUGGUCAUGCUGUGGUAAAGGUGGCUAAUCUCAACAAUCGUCCUACUCGGCUUCAGCCUUCACAAGCGGUUGCUGUUGCUGAAAUUGUUGAACCAGCUUCCAUCCAAACCACCACAUCAACCACAACUUCACACUCCAAGCCUACUCCUGCACCAUCCGAAGAUGAUCUCAAUCAAGUUAUUGAUCCUUCUGUUUCCGAUCCUGAUCGCGUGGCUACAGUAUGCGCACUAUGCUUUCGGAAUUUUUGGAUUGCUUCCAAUCAACGGCAUCCUCAACAACUCACGCCAUCCAACAUCACAUCGACACAGGCUCUUCUCGUCCCAUCUCAUCACCUCCUCAUCGCACUUCGGCUGCUGAAAAUGAUCUUAUCAGUGAUCUUGUGGAUGACAUGCUUGCGCAAGAAGGAUGGAACUCCUCGCUUUUGUGUUGAUUACCGCAAGCUCAAUGCCGCCACUACUCGUGAUGUUUAUCCUCUUCCACGUAUCGACGACACUCUCCACAGCCUUGGUUCAUCUCGUGUCUUCUCAACUCUUGAUCUUACUGCAAGCUAUUGGCAAGUUGAGCUUGAUGAUGAAAGCAAGCCUAAGUCUGCAUUUGUGUGCCGUCGUGGUCUCUUCGAAUUUGUUCGCAUGAGUUUUGGUUUAUGCAACGCACCUUCCACUAUUCAACGCCUUAUGGAUUCAGUCUUGGCCGGGUUGAAAUGGCAAAUUUGCCUCGUCUAUCUCGAUGAUAUUAUCAUCUUCUCUCAUUCCUUUCAACAACAUUUACAUGACCUUCGCCUUGUCUUUUCUCGCCUUCGCCAAGCUCAUCUCAGCAUUAAUCUCAAGAAGUGCCAUUUUGCAAGCAAGGAAAUCUCCUACUUGGGUUAUCGUAUUACUUCUGAUGGCCUCAAGACCGAUCCUGCAAAGAUCCAAGCUGUCUCUGCUUUUCCACGUCCAACCAAUCCUGAUACUUUGCGCUCUUUUCUUGGUCUUGCUGGUUAUUAUCGUUCAUUCAUCCGUGGAUUUUCGACUAUUGCUUCACCUCUCAACGCUCUCUUACAUAAGGAUGCUUCCUGGCAAUGGUCUUCCCAACAUGAACAAGCUUUUCAAGCUCUCAAGACUGCCUUGGUCACUACUCCUGUUCUUUGUUAUCCGGAUUUCUCUCAACCUUUUGAAUUGCAUACUGAUGGCGCUUGUACUGCUGGAAUUGGUGUUAUGCUCUGUCAACGUGAUCCUUCAAACAACCGUGUCCAUGCUAUUGCCUAUGCUUCUGGUUCCUUGUCUCCUGCUGAGAAAAACUAUGGUGUAACUGAACUCGAAGCUCUCGCUGUUGUUUGGGGUAUGAAGAAGUUCGCUCAUUAUCUCACUGGUAUGCGCUUUAUUGUUAUCACGGAUCAUCAGGCGCUACAAUUUUUGCCUCGCUCUGCUGAUUUGCGUGGUCGUCUUGCUCGUUGGGCUUUGUAUCUACAACAACAUGACUUUCAAGUUGUUUAUCGUCCUGGUCGCGCUAAUGCUGGUCCCGAUGCACUCAGCCGUUUUCCUUUACCUGACAUUGCUUCCUUAUCCUUUUCCUCUUCCCAAUCCUUUAUCCAAUCCUUCCUUUGUGGUCUUUCCUCUUCUGAUCUUGCUGCCGCUCAACAACAAGAUUCCUUUUGCCAAUCCCUUUUAUCUCUUCCAUUACCUCAAGGUUUCUCUCUCGAGUCUGGUAUCCUCUUCUUUGGCCCCCGCCCCGUGUUACCUGAAUCUUUGCGUCAAGAAGUCUUCAAGCUUCUCCAUGGACAUCCUACUUCAGCUCACCUUGGUCUUUCUCGUACUUUACAACAAUUCCAACGCCUAUAUUGGUUCCCGGAUAUGCGUACGUAUGUGGCUGAACGCAUUUGCAAUUGUUCCAUUGGUACACGUACCAAGCUAUCUCGCAAGUCUUUUGGUCACACCAACCUUGUUCGUUCCGAUCCACCUCGUCAACCUUUUGAUACUAUUGCCAUGGAUACUUUUGGUCCUCUUCCUACCUCUCAAUCUGGCAAUCGGUACAUUGUGGUCACUCAAUGCAUGUUUUCUCGCUAUGUUAUCAUUACUCCAGUCAAGGUAUGCAACACUGAUUCGGUUUCCAAUGCUUUGAUCCACAUUUUCAGCGAACAUGGAUUUCCUCGGGUUAUGCUCUCUGACAACGGUUCUCCUUAUUCGGCUUCCAUGUUACAAGUCCUUUGCAUGAAAUUGGGUAUCACACAACGCUAUUCUCCUGCUUAUCAUCCUCAAUGA
This is a messenger RNA of Lichtheimia ornata, 3723 nucleotides long. RefSeq lists its product as uncharacterized. The record is from RefSeq and is a predicted model, not a curated record. The coding region runs from base 1 to 3723 and encodes 1240 amino acids. The transcript is spliced from 3 exons. Gene Ontology annotation, biological process: DNA integration; proteolysis. NCBI's taxonomy places the organism in Eukaryota, Fungi, Mucoromycota, Mucoromycetes, Mucorales, Lichtheimiaceae. Gene Ontology annotation, molecular function: nucleic acid binding; aspartic-type endopeptidase activity.